Molecule: messenger RNA, 1722 nt
Organism: Alosa sapidissima (American shad)
Lineage: Eukaryota; Metazoa; Chordata; Actinopteri; Clupeiformes; Clupeidae
Gene: sec13
Product: SEC13 homolog, nuclear pore and COPII coat complex component
Exons: 9
Coding region: 144-1106 (320 amino acids)
Biological process (GO): protein import into nucleus; positive regulation of TOR signaling; COPII-coated vesicle budding
Cellular component (GO): COPII vesicle coat; nuclear pore outer ring
Molecular function (GO): protein binding; structural molecule activity
Source: RefSeq, a predicted model, not a curated record
AGGAAGUAGCGUCACUUUUGAGCGGUCGUGUUGCCACGUCGGAAACAUCACAGUCCAUUGAAACUCUGGGCGGCUGUGGCUGUCUUUUCUGUUAGAAUUUGUGAUUGCCUUAGUACAUAGGUUAUUGUAGUUCAAGUACCACAAUGGUGUCCGUCAUCAAUACCGUGGAUACGUCUCAUGAGGACAUGAUCCACGAUGCUCAGAUGGACUACUAUGGCACACGCCUGGCCACUUGCUCCUCUGACCGUUCUGUGAAGAUAUUUGAUGUGAAAAAUGGAGGCCAAAUCCUGCUGGCUGAUUUGAGAGGCCAUGAGGGCCCUGUGUGGCAGGUGGCCUGGGCUCACCCCAUGUAUGGCAACAUCCUGGCCUCCUGCUCCUAUGACAGAAAGGUCAUCAUCUGGAAGGAGGAAAAUGGCAGCUGGGACAAAAUGUAUGAGUACACGGGCCACGACUCUUCAGUGAACUCGGUGUGCUGGGGUCCGUAUGACUUUGGGCUGAUCCUGGCUUGCGGGAGCUCUGACGGGGCCAUCUCCAUCCUCACAUUCUCUGGAGACGGACAGUGGGACAUCAAGAAAAUCAGCAACGCACACACGAUUGGCUGUAAUGCAGUCAGCUGGGCCCCUGCCGUGGUGCCAGGUAGCCUUAUAGACCAGCCCACCGGCCAGAAGCCCAACUACAUCAAGAGAUUUGUGUCUGGAGGAUGCGACAACCUGGUCAAGCUGUGGAAAGAGGAGGAUGGCCAAUGGAAAGAGGACCAGAAGCUGGAGGCUCACAGUGACUGGGUGAGAGAUGUGGGCUGGGCUCCAUCCAUAGGCCUGCCCACCAGCACCAUCGCCAGCUGCUCACAGGACGGUCGUGUGUUUAUCUGGACGUGCGACGACCCCUCAGGCAACACGUGGACGGCCAAGCUCCUGCACAAGUUCCAAGAUGUGGUGUGGCAUGUCAGCUGGUCCAUCACUGGAAACAUUCUGGCUGUCUCCGGCGGCGACAACAAGGUGACUCUGUGGAAGGAAUCUCUGGACGGCCAGUGGGCUUGCAUCAGCGACGUCAACAAAGGCCAGGGUGCUGUGUCCUCCGUCACAGACGGACAGCAGAAUGAGCAGUGAGGCUGUACAGCCGGCUGGUGGGGUAGGGGGAACCCUUACACCACCCCCACCUUCACCCAUCCAUCAGUCCCACUCCGAUGGAUGUGAGGCAAGUCCACCGUCAAUGCAGGAUCCUUGACUGCCUCAAAGACUUUUCCAGAACAUUUGUCCACAACAGAGUUAACACACAAACCAGGAAGUGGCCCCAUCAUCUAAGGGACAACGCUGUCUAUAUUCUACAGCCCCAGUCCAGCCUUCGUUGUCUCACCCCAAAUCAAAGGAUGGUUUUUGAUGAGGUCUUGUAGAGCAGGGUUGAAAUCUUGUCAUGGUCUUAUAAAUUUAUUACCCUAGAAUUACCAAUAAAUUUGUUCUUCUAUUGCUAUUGUUUAAACAGCUAUCGGUAUUGUAAUGUGAUUGAGAAAGCCUGAGCGAGUAGAAGUGCUGUUUGUCCGAGUCCGACCCCAGAGAGUUCACACUGAGCGAAAAGGGAUGGUGCCUAUUCUCAUCACUUCAGUGGAUCAUGCUGCACGGGACAGAAAAAAUUCACAACCUUUUUUCCCUUUUUAUCUGCUUUUCUUUGACUUUUCAUUCAGAGAAUGAACUUUUCUAAUAAUUAAAAUGAAAUAAUAAUAAAAUA